CGCCCGGACUGGCGACUGCCCCGCGGAGCCUCAGUUUCGGGAGUGGGCAAGUGAGUGAGGGCGUGAGUGAGUGAGCCGGGCUGCUCUCCCGUCUCUCCUUCCCCGGCCCCCCAUGCGCCUGCCCGGCUGCCCUCGGCGGGGGCCAUGGCAAAGCUGCGGGUGGCCUACGAGUACACGGAGGCGGAGGACAAGAGCAUCCGCCUGGGCUUGUUCCUCAUCGUCUCCGGCAUCGUCUCGCUCUUCAUCCUGGGCUUCUGCUGGCUGAACCCGGCGCUGCAGGACCUGCAAGGCAAGGCGGCCAACUGCACGGUGCUCUCCGUGGCGCAGAUCGGCGAGUCCUUCGAGUGCACCUUCACCUGCGGCGCGGACUGCAAGGGCACCUCGCUCUACCCCUGCCUCCAGGUCUACGUCAACAACUCCGAGUCCCACGCCCGCGCCCUCCUCCACCAGGACGAGCACCAGCUCCUCGCCAACCCCAAGUGUUCGUAUAUCCCUCCCUGUGAAAGAGAAAAUGAGAAGAACUCUGACAUUGUAACCCACUGGCAGGAUUACUGGGAGGAUGAAGUUGGCUCUCAGCCUUUUACGUGCUACUUCAAUCAACACCUCAGGCCAGAUGAUGUACUGUUACGGCGCACUCAUGACGAAUCUGUCCUUUUGCACUGCUUCCUUUGGCCAAUGGUGACGUUCCUGGUUGGUGUCCUCAUUGUGGUUCUGACUAUCUGUGCAAAGAGCUUGGCGGUCAAAGCAGAAGCCAUCAAGAAGAGGAAGCACUCCUGAACAGAGUCCCUUGAAGGGAGAAGUGGAGGGAUUUUUCCGGAGUCGGGAGUGCCAAAUGCAAUUGGCAGGCACUUCGGUGGUGCUUCCUAGCAAUGCUCAUUCCCAGUGUAUUGCCAGCCGUUGGUUUGCUGAUGCCUGAAGAGUAAUCGUAGGUGACCACGCUGUGAAAUGUUAACUAGCUGCUUCUGCCACUAUGAAAGCCAACAUGUCUGUUCCACCAAAUGAUCCUAAGCUGCAACAAACUGGCUAUACCGCAUCAAUGAAAUAACCUGAAAGAUGGCGCCUCACUCCAGGUCUCCAGAUAGACUGAAGGACAGUUUGUGAAAACCCAAAGUAUGGUUGACUACUUCAUCUUAGCAAAACUCUUUCUUACCAUUUAUUAUUUAGUACUGAAUAUUUAUUAUUUCCUUUCUCAUAGAUUGUAUUUCUGAAAUAAUUAAAAAGGUGGUUGAUUUUUAA
This is a messenger RNA of Anolis carolinensis (green anole), 1236 nucleotides long. RefSeq names its product potassium calcium-activated channel subfamily M regulatory beta subunit 4 (gene kcnmb4). The transcript is spliced from 3 exons. NCBI's taxonomy places the organism in Eukaryota, Metazoa, Chordata, Lepidosauria, Squamata, Anolidae. Gene Ontology annotation, biological process: detection of calcium ion; potassium ion transport. The coding region runs from base 145 to 777 and encodes 210 amino acids. The record is from RefSeq and is a predicted model, not a curated record. Gene Ontology annotation, molecular function: potassium channel regulator activity; calcium-activated potassium channel activity. Gene Ontology annotation, cellular component: membrane; voltage-gated potassium channel complex.